Molecule: messenger RNA, 1413 nt
Organism: Xenia sp. Carnegie-2017
Lineage: Eukaryota; Metazoa; Cnidaria; Anthozoa; Malacalcyonacea; Xeniidae
Product: dephospho-CoA kinase domain-containing protein-like
Exons: 4
Coding region: 553-972 (139 amino acids)
Biological process (GO): coenzyme A biosynthetic process
Molecular function (GO): ATP binding; dephospho-CoA kinase activity
Source: RefSeq, a predicted model, not a curated record
UCUAUUUUUCACUGUAUUUAGCAUUCGACUGAGAAACUAGCAAUAAAUAUGCAAAGUCGGGUUUCUUGCCUUCUUAGUACUUUGAUACAAUGAAAGAAAGAUAUAAUUUAUAAUUGUAAGCGUUGUCGUUUGUUGCUGACAUGCUGUGGCCAAUUGUUGAGGCAUUAAGGGCUCUAAAGCAUACAUUUUCAAGUUUCAACUCUUAGCGCUGUGUCAACGCUGCACCAUAACCAUGAUCAAAGACAAGUCGGCCAAGCAGAUAUUUCAGCAGGUCAUCUGACUCAGUGUUUGUUGUCGAUGAAUGUAAAUAAAUAUGAAAAUGUUAAUACAAUAUGCAAUUUAAAACUGAAAGCAUUGGUAAUUGCCUCAGCGAAACCUGAUAGGAGAAAGGUAUAAUCAUAAUUGACAAAUAGUUUGUGAUUUGGAAUGGAAGACCAUAUGGCGUAAAAUCUCUUUAACGUUUUUACAACGGUGUAGGAUGUUGCGUUUUGUUUUGCCCAAAUACUUCUGAACUGAAAUGUGCCUAAUAGUAUUUACAUAUAAAUAAUAGAGAUGUUUUUGGUUGGAUUGACGGGAGGAAUAGCAAGUGGGAAAAGUUAUGUGGCUUCCAUGUUGAAUGAAAAAAAUUGCAAAAUUAUUGAUAUGGAUAAAAUUGCACGAGAAGUGGUAGAGCCUGGAAGACCAGCAUGGAAAAGAAUCCUGAAAAACUUUGGCAAAGAUAUUCUUAUGUUAAAUGGUGAAAUAAAUAGAACAUUACUUGGUGAAAUUAUUUUUGCUGAUGAAAACAAAAGGAGAAUUCUAAACAGAUGUACACACCCUGCUAUUCGGAAAGCUGUGUUUUUCAGGCUACUCAAAUUAUUUUUUCAAGGGCAUCGAUUUGUCAUUUUGGAAACACCAUUGUUGUUUGAGUCAGGCAUUAUUGCAUCGUUUAUGCACAAAAUCAUUGUCGUCUAUUGCGAUCCUGAUACCUAACUACGUCGACUAAUGAAAAGAGAUGGUUUUACGAAAGAGCAAGCUGUUCAGAGAAUUAACGCUCAGAUGGCACUAAGAUUAAAAUGUGAACGAGCCAAUUAUGUUGUAGAUAAUUCUGGUUUACGUGAUCAAACCUUGAAACAAGUAGAAAAGAUACACUAUGAAUUGACUAACUCUAACUUUUAUCUUCGUGUGAGAAUGAUAUUAGGAAUAUUUUGUAUAUCAAUAGCUCUGGUUAGUUUAUUAAUGAUCCGAUUGCUUUUUUGACUACGUUUUUUGCUUCGCGAUCUAUGUGAGCAGUAACAUAAGGAUAUAGACUCUUUAGCCGUUCGUGAUAACUGUGAUCGUUCGUUUUAUAAGUUGGCAAGUUUUUAUAAAAGUUGUAGAGAAAAAGAAAUGAUAUAGAUACGAAAUAAAGUAUCAACUGAGUAUGUAUUAUAA